AGUAAAACAGCCGUUCACACUUCAGCAGAUCAUUCAGAGCAAGAGAAAACACGAGCAGGACGAAAACUUGUCUCUCACUUUCUCACUCAGGGAUUUAACCGAGUCUAUAUCAAACAUUUGACUAAAGGUUUCAUAUCCAUCCAAGAAAAUGGGUUGCUUUGGAUUUUUGAAAACCAUGAUGUUUCUCUUCAAUGGCAUCAUCUUUCUGGCAGGAGGGGUUAUUCUGGGUGUGGGCAUCUGGGUGAAGGUGGACAACGGCUCCAUACUGAAUUUUAUGCAGAGUUUACCAGGCGCUUCGAGUCAGAUGGGACAGGUGCUGAAUGUGGGAUACCUGCUGAUCGCUUUGGGAGCUGUGCUAGUCGUCCUGGGCUUCCUGGGCUGCUGCGGAGCCGUCAAAGAGAGCAGGUGUAUGCUGAUGCUGUUCUUCAUUAUUAUUCUGAUCAUCUUCAUUGCUGAAGUUGCCGGGGCGAUUGUGAUUCUGGCGUUUAGGCCGCUGGCAGAAACGCUGAUUAAACAGUUGGGAGUUGAUGCUGUGAAAAGCCUCCAAAGUGACUUUGGGAAAAACCAAGACGUCACCGGAUUGUGGAACACAACAAUGACUGGGAUGAAAUGCUGUGGAUUCAACAACUAUACGGAUUUCACAAACUCUUUUUUCGUGAACAGCACCAAGAAUUAUCCGGUGCAGUGCUGUAACACAUCUCCAUGUAAUCAGGCGGCUGUUAUGAAUUCGACUGUCACAGGUUGUUUUCCAGCACUGAUAAAGCUGGUGGAUAAAAAUGCCGUUAUCAUCAUAGCCGUAGCAUUGGGCAUCGCUGCGCUUGAGCUUGCGGCGAUGAUCGUGUCCAUGGUCCUGUACUGUAAAAUAGGUUCAAAGGCUUAACGUGUCACUUUAAUGGAAGUAUCUGUCCAAUGACCCCUCUUGAUGAUUGAGGAUGAGGUGGAAUAUCGGUUGUAAUGAUUUCAUUCUGGAUAAGAAUGACUGCUUAAAAGAAUAGUUCACCCAAAAGGACCAUUUCCUCAUUAUUUAUUUAACAUUCAUGAUUUUUGUUCUUCUGUUGAACAUUAAGAAAAAUAUUCAGAAUAAUUUUGGGGGAAAAAUAACAUUGACAUCAAUUGUUGGGGCAAAAAAAAAAUACUAUGGAAGUCAAUAGUUGUUUUGUUUUCAACAUUAUUCAGUAUUUUUUCUGUUUUGUUCAACAGAAUAAACUAAAUUUGGGUAAUCUAUGCUUUUAAUACCUUGAAUGAAAACUAAAGUCAGACUGUCAAUCUGAAAAUCUUGACAUUUUACAGUAGUAAAAUUAGCUAUUUUAAUGAUUAACAUUUCAUUGAGACUAUGAUUAUUAUUAUUAUUUUGUACUUUUUUACUUAUAUACUCUGUUUUAUUAUUUAAAAGCAUAAAACCCAAGGCAUUGCUUUGUAAUUCUAAACACACUACUGUCAUUAUAUGUGCAAUGACCAAAAUAGGCCAAAUGUUUUCUAGCAAAAUGUCGCUGUUGUAAUUUAUUGCAAACCUCUUACAAGCCAAAGGCAUUUACACAACGUGACUUCUCAUGUAAUAAAGCACAAUGUUUUAUGUUUAAAAUGUGAUGUAUAAAGUUUUUACCAAAAAAAACUGAUUAUUUUAUGUUGCUAAAAUGUUCAUAUAAAAUGUUUAUUUUGAUGAUAAUUAUAGAUAUAAAGGCAAUUUCAACUUUG
Danio rerio (zebrafish) is the source of this 1695-nucleotide messenger RNA. RefSeq names its product tetraspanin 34b (gene tspan34b). Gene Ontology annotation, cellular component: membrane; plasma membrane; lysosomal membrane. The record is from RefSeq and is marked validated. Lineage: Eukaryota; Metazoa; Chordata; Actinopteri; Cypriniformes; Danionidae.